AUGUCCACCCUGGAAGAGCCUCCCGUUGUCAAUGGCCCUACUGCUGAAGUAAAGGCGGAAGAGGAGCAAAAAGACCCUGCGGAUCUUGAGCGGGAGUUCCAGGAAAAGUCGAAGCAAUACCUUGUUGAGCAAACCAGUCAUGUGAUCAUCCCCCUGUUUGCUCAAUGGUUUGAUAUCAAUAAAGUUCACUCAAUUGAGGAAAAGCUGUUCCCUGACUUCUUUCUGGAAAAUGCCGUCAAGCUGCCUCACAAAACGCGUGAUGUUUAUGUGAACAUGCGUGACUUUAUCAUAAAUGUCUACCGUCUCAACCCGAAAGAGUAUUUGAGCAUCACAGCGGUACGGCGAAACCUCGCAGGCGAUGUGACCACUAUCAUCAGAGUACAUCAGUUCCUCGAAAAAUGGGGUCUCAUUAAUUACCAAAUUGACCCCCGAACCAAACCGCUGGUCGUCGGACCUCAAUACACUGGGCACUUUCAGAUAACCAUGGACACUCCCACUGGAUUGGUACCUAUGAUUCCCGGUGGUGAUUCGAAUAAGCGCGACAAAGCUGCAUCCAAGCCCGUCAAGCAUCAACCUCUCAACGUUGAGGUUCGGAAGAAUAUUUAUACGACUGACAGUCGCAAACAAUUUGCUCCCAACACAGUGGUGCAAUACUUCUGCAAUAUGUGUGGCAAAGACACCACCGAGGUUCGUUACCACAAUCUCAAAAUCAAAACUUACUCUCAUAAUCCUUCACUGACGGUGAACAACACACUGGUACUUUGUACUGUUUGCUUUGAUCAAGGACUUUUCCCCCAAAACUUCCAAACACUGGAUUUUGUUCAACUUAAGAAAAACCAAGAAGCAGGUGAUUGGACGGAGCAUGAAGUUUUGUUGUUAUUAGAAGGUAUUGACAUGUUUGCCACCUUUGAUGCUCCGCCAGUGAAUGGCAAUGUUCCUGGUUCAAUAACGAAUCACACUCAGCAAUGGGAAAAGAUUGCUGAACAUGUGGGUACAAAGAGCCGUGAACAAUGUGUCUUGAAGUUCAUUCAAUUGCCCAUUGAAGACAAGUACUUGAACAAAUUGGUUCAUGAGGAUGAAGAAACGCUGUCACCACAAACUCCCCAAGUCGACGAAACUGUAAUCCAAAAAGUGGUGAGACUGUUACUUGAAUCAAAUGAAGGAAAAUCGAUGCUCAAGGAAAACUCGGAACAACUCAAGAAGAAUGCUGAAGAUGAUCAGCUGCAACUUGUUCAGCAGAUUGCUGAAUUGAUGGUGGAAAAGGUUGAUCUUAAAUUGCAAAAAAUCGACGCGUUGCAACUGUUAGUGAUGCGUGUCGAAAAUCAAUUGAAUAUGGAACGCAAACAAGUUUUGAUUGAAAGAUGGGCUCAAUUCGAAAAGGUUGAAAAGCUCAAGCAACAGCGACCAGAUUUGGCUCUGGUUCUUGACGAUUUGAUGGCGCCGGUCAAAAUUACUGAAAUCAACAAAGCCUUACAUCCUGUUCGUCUGGACGAUGUUCUGGAGUCAGCAAUGGACCUAGAUGCUACGCCUGACGAAGAAAAGGAGAAAUUGCCAGUUAGCGUUGUUUCUCCGAAAACGUACCAAUAUUGGAGCGGGUAA
Messenger RNA from Diutina rugosa, 1599 nucleotides. RefSeq lists its product as uncharacterized. Gene Ontology annotation, molecular function: DNA binding; histone binding. NCBI's taxonomy places the organism in Eukaryota, Fungi, Ascomycota, Pichiomycetes, Serinales, Debaryomycetaceae. The transcript has a single exon. Bases 1 to 1599 code for a protein of 532 amino acids. The record is from RefSeq and is a predicted model, not a curated record. Gene Ontology annotation, biological process: positive regulation of DNA-templated transcription. Gene Ontology annotation, cellular component: SWI/SNF complex.